Messenger RNA from Microtus ochrogaster (prairie vole), 2859 nucleotides. It is a transcript of the gene Zc2hc1a, whose product is annotated as zinc finger C2HC-type containing 1A. Lineage: Eukaryota; Metazoa; Chordata; Mammalia; Rodentia; Cricetidae. The record is from RefSeq and is a predicted model, not a curated record.
AGGUGCGGCUGGGUUGCUACAGCCGGAGCUGGGCGGCGGCGGCGGGCGCUGCCGGAGGAGCCUCAAGCGGUUCGCCAUGGACGGGCUGGAAGAAAAUGGAAGUGUUGUCCAAGUUGGAGAAUUGUUGCCUUGCAAGAUUUGUGGAAGGACAUUCUUUCCAUUAGCCCUGAAAAAACAUGGACCCAUUUGCCAGAAAACCGCCACUAAGAAGAGGAAGACUUUUGAUUCGAGCCGGCAAAGAGCUGAAGGCACCGAUAUCCCCACAGUCAAACCUCUUAAACCCAGGCCAGAACCACCAAAGAAGCCAUCUAAUUGGAGAAGAAAGCAUGAGGAAUUCAUUGCCACCAUAAGAGCAGCAAAAGGCCUUGAUCAGGCACUUAAAGAGGGUGGCAAACUUCCUCCUCCUCCUCCGCCUUCCUAUGACCCUGAUUACAUUCAGUGUCCAUAUUGCCAGAGGAGGUUCAAUGAAAAUGCAGCGGACAGACAUAUCAACUUUUGUAAAGAACAGGCAGCACGCAUUAGUAAUAAGGGCAAAUUUUCUGCUGAAGCCAAAGGAAAGCCAGCGUCUCGGCCACAGUAUAAACCAUCUCCACUUAAAAAAUCAAAUUCUCCUGGAACUGCAGCAUCUUCCCGACUCCCACAGCCAAGUACUGCUAGCAAAGCUGUUGUAGGUGUGCCUUCGGGUAAAGCAUCUUCAGUUAACAGUUCUUUGGGAAACAAACUCCAGACCUUAUCUCCUUCUCAUAAAGCAAUAGCAGCCCCUCAGGCAGGAGCUAACAUCAAAUCUCGAAAUACUACACCCCCUAGCCUGGCAAGAAAUUCUGUGGCAGGUGUGCUUACCAACAAAAGAAAAACUUAUACUGACAGUUUUGUAGCCAGGCCAGAUGGAGACUGUACAUCUUCAUUUAAUGGUGGAAACAUUAAAGGCGUUGAGGGAAAUUCAUCUGGACAUUUACCAAAAUUCUGCCAUGAGUGUGGGACAAAAUACCCUGUUGAGUGGGCAAAGUUCUGCUGUGAAUGUGGCAUUCGAAGAAUGAUUCUGUGAACAGAAUCUCAGAAGCUAAGUGGCAGGCUAAGAAUUGGAUGAUUAUUGCUGCUUUGACGCCCAGGGCACUUAUAGUUACAUUGCGCUAAAGCUAUUUACAGUGCCCUUUCCCCUUCUCUUUGGAGCAUAAGACUUUGGCUGUAUAAUGUGUCUGUAUGUAUUUAUAAUUAUAUAUGUAUGUAUAUAUAUUCUGUAUAUAAUAAAUCUGAUUUCUCCAGCCUGUGCCAUUCAAAGAAAUACUUAAGUACAUGUCAGAAAGUAAGCUGAUAAGAGACCAGUGUCUUCGGUAUUGCUCUCCAGUUGUUUAAAUCAUUAGUAUACUUGCACAGGCAACUCCACUCCAGUGAUGAGCCUUGCAUGCUUUCGGAGAACAAGAAGCCAGAAUAGAUGCUGUUGUUGGUGCCCAUCUCCAGUAGCAUCAUAGGGGAUGGGAUACUGGAGAUUCUGUUACUAAAGAGAAUGUUGUGAGCUCAUUUGCCCAGCUGGAUUCUUCAGCAACUAGUGUUAAAUUCCUUUAAAAAAAAAAAAAAUGAUGAAAAGGAAAAUCUGAGGUCCAUGUUGCUGGUAAAUUCAUGGAUUAUUGGUUACAUAACCCAAUUAAAUUAUUAAACAUAUAAUCCUCCUUCUGUGAACAUGUAAUAAUGCAAUCUCCUUUUCAGAAAUGGCUGACUUUAUAAAUGUAAUUUACUCUGCUUAGAACUGAAUGAUUAAUUUACCUCCAUAUGAUUUGGACACAUUUUCUUUCCACUUCCAAUUGUGUUCUGAGAUUUUAUUUACCCUUCUUAUGGCAUAAAUCCUUUGAAAAGUAGUUUUAGUUUACUACUACAGUCUUUGCAGUAUUACACAUAAUUAUAUUACAUAUAAUUAUUUAAGAUACAGUUUUUCUGUAAAAUUUUGUUUGAAAAUUUUAUUUCUGUGUAUGUGUGUUUGUAGGAAAUUAAUACAUUUUAAAACAAAGCACCCUGCCCAACAAAUAAUAAUUGUGGUUCUCAUUAAUUCUGAGCAUGCAGGCGAAGCUGUUUUUAGUUUUUAGUCCCUCACGGUUCAUAUAGUUCUAAGUAUUGAAAGAAUACCUAGUUUUUCCUGUUCACAUGUUCUUUAGUGCUUACUUUUGAAAUACCAUAUAUAUUACAGAGAAAAUGCACUGAAAUGUUUUAAAUAGCUGACUUCCACAAGCACAGCUCAGUAUAGACGAUAGCAGUACUGACUGGCAGGCCACUUUGGCAGUGUGUUUCCAGAGUCCUGCAGAAUGGCUGUGCAGUCUGAACUUUGCCCUACAAAGGGACCCGUAACAUUUUACAUUGAUGGGCUUCCUACUUUCUUGUUUGUUGUUUUUGAUAAGGAUGGAUGUAGACAUUAAUUGCUUUGAAUUUCAUCUCUGAAAUUUAUUUACUUGUUGUUUUCUAUUUUAUUUUAAUUUCUGAAGGGAUUUUAAACUUGUAAUGAGUUCUCAUUUCAUUCUCCUUAUUCCUUCAUGUUAUUAGAUUUUCCCUCUUGUUUGUUCCUUUUGGUCAUAUUGAUAAUUCAAAACUAAGUAGCUUGAAUUAAUAGUAAUGAAUUUAGAAGACUAAGACAAUCUGGAUUUUCGUCUUAGUAAUUCCUUUUUGUGAAAUCGGUUGCAAAUAUAUAAAGAACUUUUAAUUCAUUAAUUCAUCUUUAUCUAGCAAUGAGCACUAUUUCUUUCAGGUAUGUUUUUAAUUCAUGUAUUCUUUUAUUCUACUUAAAGAAUGGAUGGAUAAAUCUUUUUGUUUGUUUGUUUCUUUGUUUUUGUUUUUCGAGACAGGGUUUCUCUGUCUAACAGUCCUGGCUGUCCA